AUGUACGAUUUCUUUGCAGAAGACUAUUGGAAGCCAAAGCCAAACACCCGCUUCAUGGUCUUGACUGGCCAGGCAAAACAAAUCGACGUCUUAUUUCCUGACAUUACCUCCGACUACUAUACCGACAACAAGGACAUCACGGCGUUUGUUGAGCGACGCUUCGGUGUCGUGACCGAACGUCCAGCGAAGCGGCCAAGGAUCUCCGCACCAACAUUGGGUGCGGCUGCUAAGGUCAAAAUUGAGACACUGAUGGCAAGCGCCCCAGCCUUGUCGCGAGACUGGGAUGCCUUAACUGUCUGCUUGGAAAACGAUGAACCAAGUAUGCAAGAGGUCAGGCAGUUACUCUCCAAAGUACAUCCAUUCAUUGCCAGCGCGGAGGUACUACAUGCAAACGCGAGUGAGGGUAAGGGCAGCCUGGAAGACGUCUUGAGGAUUGUGCACAGAGCCGUCGGCCUUAACCCACAGCUUGCGCUGAUCAGACACGAGAAGAAUUGGACGUCGCAGAAGACUGUGUUUUCUCAAUUUGGCCAGUCGGUAGAGCAAGCUAUGGAGGACAUCGGUGUACUCAGACCCGUCAAGAAUGGUCUUAGAUACGCGCUUCCCUACAUCGAAAUCUUGGAAAAGUCUUCAUUAAUCCAAGACCAAAUCAAGAUCUACAAUAAGAUCGAGCAACUAUUGAAGGACGAUACUGAAAAGGCUUGA
Messenger RNA from Fusarium graminearum PH-1, 702 nucleotides. RefSeq lists its product as uncharacterized. Lineage: Eukaryota; Fungi; Ascomycota; Sordariomycetes; Hypocreales; Nectriaceae. Bases 1 to 702 code for a protein of 233 amino acids. The record is from RefSeq and is a predicted model, not a curated record. The transcript has a single exon.